GAUGAUGACGCAUUGCCGUAUCAACGCUUCGUGGUACAGCUGUGGCACGAAUUUUACUGCCGUGUUUGUGUUAAUUAACGUUUUAGUUUAUAUUCGUAUAUUAUUAUAGUAUUAUAACUAUAUACGAACAUUAAUAACGACACGGUGAGGUGAGCAGCGGGAGUGUGUUUUAGACCCGGAUGAAGGAUGGCAGGGGUGUUCGAUAUCGACCUGGAGUCAGAGGACAUGAGCGAUGCAGAGGAUGAAGUGUGUAACUUCACGGUGGCAGAAACCGAGCUCAUAGAGACAGAGGAAGUGGAGCUCACCAGCGCCAGCGUGAACAGGGACAGUGAGCGAGUCGGACCGGACUGCUUUGAACUGCUCACAGUGCUCGGGAAAGGAGCUUACGGCAAGGUUUUUCAGGUGCGGAAGGUUCAGGGAAGUCAGAUAGGAAAAAUAUUCGCCAUGAAAGUUCUGAAAAAGGCAAAAAUAGUUUGCAGCGCAAAAGACACCGCACACACACGGGCGGAGCGAGAGAUCCUGGAGACGGUGCGUCACCCCUUCAUAGUGGACCUGUGGUACGCCUUCCAGACUGGCGGCAAACUCUACCUCAUACUGGAAUGCCUGAGUGGUGGUGAGCUGUUCAUGCAGCUGGAGAAGGAGGGGAUCUUCAUGGAGGACACGGCCUGUUUUUAUCUGGCGGAGAUAACGUUGGCGCUCGGCCACCUUCACUCCAACGGGAUCAUUUACAGAGACCUGAAACCUGAGAACAUCAUGCUCAAUCACGAAGGCCACAUUAAACUCACCGACUUUGGCUUGUGUAAGGAAUCCAUCCAUGAUGGCAGCGUCACGCACACCUUCUGUGGUACCAUCGAGUACAUGGCUCCAGAGAUUUUGAAUCGUUCAGGACACAACAAAGCUGUGGACUGGUGGAGCCUCGGAGCUCUGAUGUAUGACAUGAUGACUGGCUCGCCUCCGUUCUCAGCUGAAAACAGGAAGAAGACCAUUGAUAAAAUCCUGAAGUGUAAACUGAACCUUCCUCCAUACCUCACGCCAGAUGCCAGAGAACUUGUUAAAAAGUUGCUGAAGAAGAACCCGGCACAGAGACUUGGUUCUAGUAAAGCAGACUGCGCAGACAUACAGAAGCAGCCUUUCUUCCGCCAUAUUAUCUGGGACGACCUGCUGAAUAAGCGAGUGGAUCCACCCUACAGGCCAUCGCUGCAAUCAGAUGAGGACGUCAGUCAGUUUGACACUCGCUUUACCAAACAGACUCCAGUGGACAGUCCUGAUGACACGACACUGAGUGACAGUGCAGAUCAUGCGUUUGCUGGCUUCACCUAUGUGGCCCCGUCAGUGUUGGAGAGCCUGAAGGAGGGGUUCUCAGUAGAACCACGGUUACGCCCCGUCCGCAGACACCACAGCAGCCCCCGCACCCCCAUAAGUCCUCUCUCAGAGCCCUUUAAGAUCAGUACAUAUGGAGAGGAGGAGCCUCAUACUCAGGCUCCGCCCUUCCCUGUUGAAAAUGGUGUCUCUAAGCCAAUCAGAACGCCGGGACACAACAAGAAAAAAGGUCGUCGUGGCGGGAAAUGAAGCCGUCGAUCAAUCAGAUUUCUACAGGACACUAAAGAGUCUAUUAAAUGUCCCUCAUCUACCCUAAUCACAACCCCCACCCCCAGCUCCACCCCCACACACUCUGUCUAAACCAAAGCACCAUGACAUAACAAGGAAAGAAAAAAAACAUCUUAAGCAUAUUGGUAUUGUUGGAAUGUGUUAAUACUGACUGUGAAUUAACUCUAUUAAUUUUUGGAUCAUGUGAGCACACGUGGAAGAACUUUUCCUCCUGAACACAUGAAAAAAAUCACAAAGAGACUUCACAUAUUAUUGGGUCAUUUUGAUUGAAAUUAAUUAUUUACUAUUUUACUAUACUGGUUUUAAUUUAGAUUAUUUUUUUUUUUGUUCCUUUUGCUCAAAUUUGGGGAUAUUACUUUAAAUGAUUAAAUAAAUCUUCAUUCACUAAGUA
Messenger RNA from Tachysurus vachellii, 1999 nucleotides. Its product is annotated as ribosomal protein S6 kinase beta-2-like. The record is from RefSeq and is a predicted model, not a curated record. Gene Ontology annotation, biological process: protein phosphorylation; signal transduction. The transcript is spliced from 16 exons. NCBI's taxonomy places the organism in Eukaryota, Metazoa, Chordata, Actinopteri, Siluriformes, Bagridae. Gene Ontology annotation, molecular function: ATP binding; protein serine/threonine kinase activity. The coding region runs from base 187 to 1569 and encodes 460 amino acids.